GAAAGGCGAAAUCAGGUUGAGAUAGAUGAAUUACGAGGACGCGAAAGAGUUAAGAUCAAGAAAAAAUGAUCAAGAAAAGGAGGUUGUUUUCCACGAUGAUAAUAUUGGUGCAGACUAUAAAUGGCACAUGAGCCCGAAAGGGGAAGAAAAGUCCACAAGCACAGAAAAUGCAAAGUGUCUGACGAAUGUCGAGGAAAAUCAUCAUAUCAAAGAAUCUUGCAGCAAACAUGGUUUUGAAUCAAAAGGAAUUGGAAAAUCAUUGUUGAAAUCAAAUGACAAAGACAAAGAAAAAUGCAAAGACCAUAUGUUUAUACAACCAUCAAAGAGAGGAAAGAAUGUAAAAAAGUGUAGGUAUCAUAAUGAUGGAUACCCCAGUGCUCGUCUUUACAAACAUGUAGAAAUAAUCGAAAGAAUAGUUCAUACAAUUGAACGAGAUGUAAAAAAUGUCCCAACUGUAUUCUGUAGCAAAAAUAAAGUAGUAUCAAUGAACGAGAAGAAGCAGAAAUGCAAAAUAUUUUCCAAACCAAAAUCAAGAUUGUUAGCUACAACAAAGCAAACACCGAAAAAUGUUGUGAAACAUUUCCAUCAAGGUACUGAAAUAUACUACUUAAAAACAGAGUACACAUCAAAGCUUAGACAUUCAUUCCCGUUAGAAGGAUGUAAAGAUACAGCUAAUCAAAUUUAUAGAAAAUACCUAAAAAUGCGUCCAUUGCCAGUGAGGUACUCUGACAUUUUACAAAAAAUCAAAGAAAAAAUGAUAGAAUUUGAUCGUCGAAGUGUUUCAAAAAAUCAUAAGAAACACGAGCAUCCCAUCAUUUAUAGAAAUCACAAAUAUCCAAAAUUGCCUGAAAAUCUAAGAUUCCUUUUUUCUGGAAUAGAUCAAAUGCCAAAUCAAUCCAUUCAUCUUUUCCCGGUAUUUGGAAAUGCCAGGAGCCUUGACGAAUUUGUACAAAGAGAAAUUACUCAAAGCAAAGAAAGCAAUGAAGUAAAUUCUUCAUUGCAUUCAAUGAAUUUGGAGUUAAUUAGACUCCGUUCAUUUCACAACUUCCCUUCUUCAAAGUCAGUUUCAACAGUGAAACUUGCUCGUCAAGGAUUUUAUUAUUCCGGUGAAAGUGACACAGUUAUUUGUUUUGCUUGUGGAUUCCAAAAGAGUAACUGGCGAAAGGAGGAUGAUGUAGAUGUUAUUCACCGUACUUCCUCUCCUGCCUGUCCACUUCUGAAUUCGUGUUCUACAAGUAAUGUGCAAAUCAAUGGAAAUCAAGUAAAUAGUUUUGAUGAAAAUUGUGAAAAUCGACGAGCAAAUCUCCAAAGUGCUAGAAGCGAAAAUUUACAUGCUGAUAGACUUCCACACAAUGCUCAAAUAACCAAUGAAGAGGUACCAAGAACAGAAAAGGACAGAUAUGACUUGCAAAAUGGCUCUGUACAAAACCAUUCUCCAAGCAGAACAUCAAGUGAUCAACUCACAAGAGCAAGGGCUCAACAAGAGAAGAUUAAUGCAUUUAUUCGAGAAUUAGAUCCGCUUGGUAUAAACUUUGAUCGUCCAAAGUACCCUUCAUAUGCAGUGUUAGCGGUCAGAAUCAGUGCAUUUGCGGAUUGGCCUUCCAGUAUCACCCAAACCCCCAGAGACCUUGCUGUGGCAGGGUUUUUCUAUGCAGGAUAUGGAGACUACACCCGAUGCUUCUUCUGUGGAGGAGGAUUGCGAAAUUGGGAACCUGGAGACGAUCCUUGGACAGAACAUGCUAGAUGGUUUCCAAAGUGUGCUUUCCUGAGACAAAACAAAGGGGACGAGUUUGUUGCACUGGUGCAGAUUGAACACCAAGAGACAACAGAACAAACUAAUGGUUACAUUGACGACCAAGCGAGUGGAUCAGAAAAGACACAGUCACAAAUUCAGAAUGUGAUUACACAUUCAGCAUUUUUAAGUUUACUGGAAAUGGGAUACUCAAAUCAAAAAAUCCAGGAGGCAUUUGAUCUCUUGAAAGAAACAAAGGAGGCUAUGCAUAUCAAGGCUGAAGAAUUGCUAGAUAUCCUUUUGGAUCAAAAGGAUAGAAACCCAGGAGACACGUUACCUUCCUCUGCUUCAGCAUCGUCAGAAUUGACACCAAACAACAUUGAAAAGACAAGCAAGGAACGCUCUGAAGGAAAUAUAAAAGUUGGAAAUGAUUCUGAGACACGUAAUCCAGAAAACAAAUGGGAUGCCAGUCAAUCAUUUUCGUCGAUGACAUUAGAAGAUACAAAGUCACUCAUUGAAGAAAACAGAAAACUGAAAGAUCUUCGACUUUGUAAAAUUUGUCUUGAGAACGACGCAUCUAUCGCCAUGUUACCUUGUGGUCAUCUCUGCUGUUGUCCAGACUGUGCUCCGGCCAUGAGGAAGUGUCCAAUAUGUCGACAGUUUGUGAAAGGAACAGUUAAAACAUGGCUGGUUUAAUGAUGCUUUGGAAUAUUUUUAGCUAUAAAGAAUGACAUACAUAUAAUAAACCUACGUAAUUUACGU
Messenger RNA from Saccostrea echinata, 2494 nucleotides. RefSeq names its product baculoviral IAP repeat-containing protein 3-like. Gene Ontology annotation, cellular component: cytoplasm; spindle microtubule; nucleus. The transcript has 5 exons. The record is from RefSeq and is a predicted model, not a curated record. Gene Ontology annotation, biological process: regulation of cell cycle; negative regulation of apoptotic process. Bases 26 to 2428 code for a protein of 800 amino acids. Gene Ontology annotation, molecular function: cysteine-type endopeptidase inhibitor activity involved in apoptotic process. Lineage: Eukaryota; Metazoa; Mollusca; Bivalvia; Ostreida; Ostreidae.